This is a messenger RNA of Pseudovirgaria hyperparasitica, 1370 nucleotides long. RefSeq names its product alpha-1,6-mannosyltransferase subunit. Gene Ontology annotation, biological process: protein N-linked glycosylation. Bases 226 to 1170 code for a protein of 314 amino acids. The record is from RefSeq and is a predicted model, not a curated record. Gene Ontology annotation, cellular component: Golgi membrane; mannan polymerase complex. Gene Ontology annotation, molecular function: alpha-1,6-mannosyltransferase activity. NCBI's taxonomy places the organism in Eukaryota, Fungi, Ascomycota, Dothideomycetes, Acrospermales, Acrospermaceae. The transcript has 3 exons.
AGAAGAUGUUGCUUUACGAAACAAUUAAGCAAAUCUCCAACAAGACCAACACAGUACCAAGUACCACUCUUCUCUUGGGGAAUACUCAGCCAGUAAAUCUCGUCUCAUCCACUUAUCCGCAUGGCGCGGUGAGUACCGCAAUCAGCUAGCUAUACAACUUCAGUGUCUCUCCACCCCGACGUAGAACGGCCCUCACGACUCUUUUUUACGAAACUGCACACUACAAUGCACUUCGCAUUCCCACCACGCAAAACCUCAAAUCCUCCACCCUACGCCGCACGUUCGACUCGCUACCCACUGUCUCAAUACCUCCGCCGUAGCCAAAUUCGCAAAUUCGCAAUAAUAGGCCUUGGCAUCAUCGCCUUCGUAUACUUCAUAGCCAGCUUCUCCAGCGAGAGCGAAGAGCGCAUCCCACCUGGCACGCCACCCGCGGUCAUAGUCACUGUGUUCGACCCGAGCGCAGAUGCAGUUCACACAGAGCAGAUCAAGCGGAACAGGAUAUCCUAUGCCAAGAAACAUGGCUAUGAGACUUUCUUUGCCUUAUCCACAACUUACGACCUAGGCAAACACACAAACGCAUGGUCCAAGAUCCCUGCCAUGCGCCAUGCCCUCACCUCCUUCCCUCACAGCACGUUCUUCUGGUACCUCGACGCUCAUAGCCUGAUCAUGAAUACCUCUCUCUCGCUACAUGCCCGCAUCACCUCUCCCUCGGUCCUCGAACCCCUCAUGAUCCGCGACGUGCCUGUUGUACCACCCGACAGCGUCAUCAAGUCUUUCUCGCACCUGCGCGCCGACGAUGCAAAUCUGAUCAUAGCACAAGACGCAGAGGGCUUGCGGCAAGAUAGUUUUAUACUGCGGAGCGGGGACUGGGCGAAGUUCUUUCUGGACAGUUGGAUGGAUCCGUUGUAUCGGUCGUACAAUUUCCAGAAGGCGGAUGCGCACGCGCUGGAGCAUUUGGUGCAGUGGCAUGGUACCGUGCUUGCGAAACUGGUCCUGGUGCCGCAGCGGACGUUCAACUCGUUCACGAGGGAUUCAUCGGGAAAGAAUGAGGAAGGUUUGUAUAAGGAAGGAGAUUUUGUUGCAAACUUUAUGGGAUGUGACAAAGGUGAAAGGAAUUGCGAGGACGAGAUGAAGCCGUUUCUAGACAAGGCGGACGACGUACCUGCGUGAUGUCCACAACGAGGAGCACGGCGAUCGGAGUUUUAUAUACCCUGUUUUAGAUGCACUCAAGGGCCGAGAGGCAUACAAUUCCAGCAUUCAACGGUCCUAGAUGAGUAAUUGUAACAUGAAAGGAUUCUCAGCGUCAUUUACCCCCUCACUCCUGGCUCCAUUUUCGCUUGUAAUAAGACACGCAGCAGGUAGACCAUAUA